CGCUCCCCGCCCUCUUCCCGGGCCUGGGCGCCGGCCGCCCCGUCCCUCCGCCGCCCCCCGGCCGCGGGGAGGACAUGGCCGCGCACAGGCCGGUGGAAUGGGUCCAGGCCGUGGUCAACCGCUUCGACGAGCAGCUUCCAAUAAAAACAGGACAGCAGAACACACAUACCAAAGUCAGUACCGAACACAACAAGGAAUGUCUUAUCAAUAUUUCCAAAUACAAGUUUUCUUUGGUUAUAAGUGGCCUCACUACUAUUUUAAAGAAUGUUAACAAUAUGAGAAUAUUUGGAGAAGCUGCUGAAAAAAAUUUAUAUCUCUCUCAGUUGAUUAUAUUGGAUACACUGGAAAAAUGUCUUGCUGGGCAACCAAAGGACACAAUGAGAUUAGAUGAAACAAUGCUGGUCAAACAGUUGCUGCCAGAAAUCUGCCAUUUUCUUCACACCUGUCGCGAAGGAAACCAACAUGCAGCUGAGCUUCGGAAUUCUGCCUCUGGAGUUUUAUUUUCUCUCAGCUGCAACAACUUCAAUGCAGUCUUUAGUCGCAUUUCUACCAGGUUACAGGAAUUGACCGUUUGUUCGGAAGACAAUGUUGAUGUUCAUGAUAUAGAAUUGUUACAGUAUAUCAAUGUGGAUUGUGCGAAAUUAAAACGACUCUUGAAGGAAACAGCAUUUAAAUUUAAAGCCCUAAAGAAGGUUGCACAGUUAGCUGUUAUAAAUAGCCUGGAAAAAGCAUUUUGGAACUGGGUAGAAAAUUAUCCAGAUGAAUUUACAAAGCUAUACCAGAUUCCACAGACAGAUAUGGCUGAGUGUGCAGAAAAGCUUUUUGACUUGGUGGAUGGUUUUGCUGAAAGCACCAAACGUAAAGCAGCAGUUUGGCCACUACAAAUCAUUCUUCUUAUCUUGUGUCCAGAAAUAAUCCAGGAUAUAUCCAGGGAUGUGGUUGAUGAAAACAACAUGAAUAAGAAGUUGUUUCUGGACAGUCUACGUAAAGCACUUGCUGGCCAUGGAGGAAGCAGGCAGCUGACUGAAAGUGCUGCAAUUGCCUGUGUCAAACUGUGUAAAGCAAGUACCUACAUCAAUUGGGAAGAUAACUCUGUCAUUUUCCUACUAGUUCAGUCUAUGGUGGUUGAUCUUAAGAACCUGCUCUUUAAUCCAAGCAAACCAUUCUCAAGAGGCAGCCAGCCUGCAGAUGUGGAUCUAAUGAUUGACUGCCUUGUUUCUUGCUUUCGUAUAAGCCCUCACAACAACCAACACUUUAAGAUCUGCCUGGCUCAGAAUUCCCCUUCUACAUUUCACUAUGUGCUGGUAAAUUCCCUCCAUCGAAUCAUCACCAAUUCUGCAUUGGAUUGGUGGCCAAAGAUUGAUGCCGUAUAUUGUCACUCAGUUGAACUUCGAAAUAUGUUUGGUGAAACACUUAAUAAAGCAGUGCAAGGCUGUGGAGCACACCCAGCAAUACGAAUGGCACCGAGUCUUACAUUUAAAGAAAAAGUAACAAGCCUUAAAUUUAAAGAAAAACCUACAGACCUGGAGACAAGAAGUUAUAAGUACCUUCUCUUGUCCAUGGUGAAACUAAUUCAUGCAGAUCCAAAGCUCUUGCUUUGUAAUCCAAGAAAACAGGGGCCUGAAACCCAAGGCAGUACAGCGGAAUUAAUUACAGGGCUUGUCCAACUGGUUCCUCAGUCACACAUGCCAGAGAUUGCUCAGGAAGCCAUGGAGGCUCUGCUGGUUCUUCAUCAAUUAGAGAGCAUUGAUUUGUGGAACCCUGAUGCUCCUGUAGAAACAUUUUGGGAAAUUAGUUCACAAAUGCUUUUUUACAUCUGCAAGAAAUUAACUAGCCAUCAAAUGCUUAGUAGCACAGAAAUUCUCAAAUGGUUGCGGGAAAUUCUGAUCUGCAGGAAUAAAUUUCUUCUUAAAAAUAAGCAGGCAGAUAGAAGCUCCUGUCACUUUCUAUUCCUUUAUGGGCUAGGAUGUGACAUUCCUUCAAGUGGAAAUACCAGUCAAAUGUCCAUGGAUCAUGAAGAGUUACUCCGUACUUGUACUCCUGGAGCCUCUCUCCGGAAGGGAAAAGGAAACUCAUCCAUGGAUAGUGCAGCAGGGUGCAGUGGAACCCCACCGAUAUGCCGACAAGCCCAAACCAAACUGGAAGUGGCCCUGUACAUGUUUCUGUGGAGCCCUGACACUGAAGCUGUUCUGGUUGCCAUGUCCUGUUUCCGCCACCUCUGUGAGGAAGCGGACAUCCGGUGUGGGGUGGAUGAAGUAUCGGUGCACAACUUCUUGCCCAACUAUAACACAUUCAUGGAAUUUGCCUCUGUCAGCAAUAUGAUGUCAACAGGAAGAACAGCACUUCAGAAAAGAGUGAUGGCACUACUAAGGCGCAUUGAGCAUCCCACUGCAGGAAACACUGAGGCUUGGGAAGAUACACACGCAAAAUGGGAACAAGCUACAAAACUAAUCCUCAACUAUCCAAAAGCUAAAAUGGAAGAUGGCCAGGCUGCUGAAAGCCUUCACAAGACCAUUGUUAAGAGGCGAAUGUCUCAUGUGAGUGGAGGAGGAUCCAUAGAUUUGUCUGACACCGACUCCCUACAGGAAUGGAUCAACAUGACUGGCUUUCUUUGUGCUCUUGGGGGCGUGUGCCUGCAGCAGAGAAGCAAUUCUGGCCUAGCAACCUAUAGCCCACCCAUGGGCCCAGUCAGUGAACGCAAGGGUUCCAUGAUUUCAGUGAUGUCCUCAGAAGGAAAUGCAGACACACCCGUCAGCAAAUUUAUGGAUCGACUGCUGUCCUUAAUGGUGUGUAACCAUGAGAAAGUGGGACUUCAGAUAAGGACCAAUGUGAAGGAUCUGGUGGGUCUGGAAUUGAGUCCUGCUCUUUAUCCAAUGCUAUUUAACAAAUUGAAGAAUACCAUCAGCAAAUUCUUUGACUCACAAGGACAGGUUUUAUUGACUGAUACCAAUACUCAAUUUGUAGAGCAAACUAUAGCUAUUAUGAAGAACUUACUAGAUAAUCAUACUGAAGGCAGCUCUGAACACUUGGGGCAAGCUAGCAUUGAAACAAUGAUGUUAAAUUUGGUCAGAUAUGUCCGUGUGCUUGGGAACAUGGUUCAUGCGAUUCAAAUAAAAACGAAACUGUGUCAGUUAGUCGAGGUAAUGAUGGCAAGGAGAGAUGACCUCUCAUUUUGUCAAGAGAUGAAAUUUAGGAAUAAGAUGGUAGAAUACUUGACAGACUGGGUUAUGGGAACAUCAAAUCAAGCAGCAGAUGAUGAUGUAAAAUGUCUUACAAGAGAUUUGGACCAGGCAAGCAUGGAAGCAGUAGUUUCACUCCUGGCUGGCCUUCCGCUGCAGCCUGAGGAAGGAGAUGGUGUGGAACUAAUGGAAGCCAAAUCACAGUUAUUUCUUAAGUAUUUCACAUUGUUUAUGAACCUUUUGAAUGACUGUAGUGAAGUUGAAGAUGAAAAUGCACAAACAGGUGGCAGGAAACGUGGCAUGUCUCGGAGGCUGGCGUCACUGAGGCACUGUACAGUCCUUGCAAUGUCAAACUUACUCAAUGCUAACGUGGACAGUGGCCUCAUGCAUUCCAUAGGUUUAGGUUAUCACAAAGAUCUCCAGACAAGAGCUACAUUUAUGGAAGUUCUGACUAAAAUCCUUCAACAAGGCACAGAAUUUGACACACUUGCUGAAACGGUGUUGGCAGAUCGGUUUGAGAGACUGGUGGAGCUGGUCACGAUGAUGGGUGAUCAGGGAGAGCUCCCUAUAGCUAUGGCUCUGGCCAAUGUGGUUCCUUGUUCUCAGUGGGAUGAACUAGCUCGAGUUCUAGUGACUCUAUUUGAUUCUCGGCAUUUACUCUACCAACUGCUCUGGAACAUGUUUUCUAAGGAAGUAGAAUUGGCAGACUCCAUGCAGACUCUUUUUCGAGGGAACAGCUUAGCUAGUAAAAUAAUGACCUUCUGUUUCAAGGUAUAUGGUGCUACCUACCUACAAAAACUCCUGGAUCCUUUAUUACGAAUUGUGAUCACAUCCUCUGAUUGGCAACAUGUUAGCUUUGAAGUGGAUCCUACCAGGUUAGAACAGUCAGAGAGCCUUGAGGAUAACCAGCGAAACCUCCUUCAGAUGACUGAUAAGUUCUUCCAGGCCAUCAUCAGUUCCUCCUCAGAAUUUCCCCCUCAGCUUCGAAGUGUGUGCCACUGUUUAUACCAGGCAACUUGCCACUCCCUACUGAAUAAAGCUACAGUAAAAGAAAAAAAGGAAAACAAAAAAUCAGUGGUUAGCCAACGUUUCCCUCAGAACAGCAUCGGUGCAGUAGGAAGUGCCAUGUUCCUCAGAUUUAUCAAUCCUGCCAUUGUCUCACCAUAUGAAGCAGGCAUUUUAGAUAAAAAGCCACCACCUAGAAUCGAAAGGGGCUUGAAGUUAAUGUCAAAGAUACUUCAGAGUAUUGCCAAUCAUGUUCUCUUCACAAAAGAAGAGCAUAUGCGGCCUUUUAAUGAUUUUGUGAAAAGCAACUUUGAUGCAGCACGAAGGUUUUUCCUUGAUAUAGCAUCUGAUUGCCCUACAAGUGAUGCAGUAAAUCAUAGUCUUUCCUUCAUCAGUGAUGGCAAUGUGCUUGCUUUACAUCGUCUACUCUGGAACAAUCAAGAGAAAAUUGGCCAGUAUCUUUCCAGCAACAGGGAUCACAAAGCUGUUGGAAGACGACCUUUUGAUAAGAUGGCAACGCUUCUUGCAUACCUGGGUCCUCCAGAGCACAAACCUGUGGCAGAUACACACUGGUCCAGCCUUAAUCUUACCAGUUCAAAGUUUGAGGAAUUUAUGACUAGGCAUCAAGUACAUGAAAAAGAGGAGUUCAAGGCUUUGAAAACAUUAAAUAUUUUCUACCAAGCUGGGACUUCCAAAGCUGGGAAUCCUAUAUUUUAUUAUGUUGCACGGAGGUUCAAAACUGGUCAAAUCAAUGGUGAUUUGCUAAUAUACCACGUCUUGCUGACUUUAAAGCCAUAUUAUGCAAAGCCAUAUGAAAUUGUAGUGGACCUUACCCAUACUGGGCCGAGCAAUCGCUUUAAAACGGACUUUCUCUCUAAGUGGUUUGUUGUUUUUCCUGGCUUUGCUUAUGACAAUGUCUCUGCAGUUUAUAUCUAUAACUGUAACUCCUGGGUCAGGGAGUACACCAAGUAUCACGAGCGGCUGCUGACAGGCCUCAAAGGUAGCAAAAGGCUCAUUUUCAUAGACUGUCCUGGGAAACUGGCUGAGCACAUAGAGCACGAACAGCAGAAGCUACCCGCUGCCACCUUGGCGUUAGAAGAGGACCUGAAGGUGUUCCACAAUGCUCUCAGGCUGGCUCACAAAGACACCAAGGUUUCUAUCAAAGUUGGUUCUACUGCUGUUCAGGUAACCUCAGCAGAGCGAACAAAAGUCCUGGGGCAGUCCGUCUUUCUCAAUGAUAUCUAUUAUGCUUCGGAAAUUGAAGAAAUCUGCCUAGUGGAUGAGAACCAGUUCACCUUAACCAUUGCAAACCAGGGCACACCGCUCACCUUCAUGCACCAGGAGUGUGAUGCCAUUGUCCAGUCUAUCAUUCACAUCCGGACGCGCUGGGAGCUGUCGCAGCCGGAUUCUAUCCCCCAGCACACCAAGAUUCGGCCAAAAGAUGUCCCUGGGACGCUGCUCAAUAUCGCAUUACUUAAUUUAGGCAGUUCAGAUCCUAGUUUACGGUCAGCUGCCUAUAAUCUUCUGUGUGCCUUAACCUGUACCUUUAAUUUAAAAAUCGAGGGUCAGUUACUAGAGACGUCAGGUUUAUGUAUCCCUGCCAACAACACCCUCUUUAUUGUCUCCAUUAGUAAGACGCUGGCCGCCAAUGAGCCACACCUCACCUUAGAAUUUUUGGAAGAGUGUAUUUCUGGAUUUAGCAAAUCUAGUAUUGAAUUGAAACACCUUUGUUUAGAAUACAUGACUCCAUGGCUGUCAAAUCUUGUCCGAUUUUGUAAGCACAAUGAUGAUGCCAAACGACAAAGAGUCACUGCUAUUCUUGAUAAGCUGAUAACAAUGACCAUAAAUGAGAAACAGAUGUACCCAUCUAUUCAAGCAAAAAUAUGGGGGAGCCUUGGGCAGAUUACAGAUCUCCUUGAUGUUGUACUGGACAGUUUCAUCAAAACCAGUGCAACAGGUGGCUUGGGAUCAAUAAAAGCUGAGGUCAUGGCAGAUACUGCUGUAGCUCUGGCUUCUGGAAACGUGAAAUUGGUUUCAAGCAAGGUUAUUGGAAGGAUGUGCAAAAUAAUUGAUAAGACAUGCUUAUCUCCAACGCCUACUUUAGAACAACAUCUUAUGUGGGACGAUAUUGCUAUUCUAGCACGCUACAUGCUGAUGCUGUCCUUCAACAACUCCCUGGACGUAGCAGCUCAUCUCCCCUACCUCUUCCAUGUGGUUACUUUCUUGGUGGCCACAGGGCCACUCUCGCUUAGAGCUUCCACACAUGGAUUGGUCAUUAAUAUCAUUCACUCUCUGUGUACCUGUACACAGCUUCAUUUUAGUGAAGAGACCAAGCAAGUUUUGAGACUUAGUUUGACAGAGUUCUCAUUGCCCAAAUUUUACUUGCUGUUUGGCAUCAGCAAAGUCAAGUCUGCCGCUGUCAUCGCCUUCCGCUCCAGUUACCGGGACAGGUCAUUCUCUCCUGGCUCCUACGAGAGGGAGACUUUUGCUUUGACAUCCUUGGAAACAGUCACAGAGGCAUUGCUGGAGAUCAUGGAGGCAUGUAUGAGAGAUAUUCCGACAUGCAAGUGGCUGGACCAGUGGACAGAACUAGCUCAAAGAUUUGCAUUUCAGUAUAAUCCAUCCCUUCAACCAAGAGCUCUUGUUGUCUUUGGCUGCAUCAGCAAACGAGUGGCUCAUGGGCAGAUAAAGCAGAUUAUCCGUAUUCUCAGCAAGGCACUUGAGAGUUGCUUAAAAGGACCUGAUACUUACAACAGUCAAGUUCUGAUAGAAGCUACAGUAAUAGCACUAACCAAAUUACAACCACUUCUUAAUAAGGACUCCCCUCUGCACAAAGCCCUCUUUUGGGUAGCUGUGGCCGUGCUGCAGCUCGAUGAGGUCAACUUGUAUUCAGCAGGCACCGCACUUCUUGAACAAAACCUGCACACCUUAGACAGUCUCCGGAUAUUCAAUGACAAGAGUCCAGAGGAAGUGUUUAUGGCAAUCCGGAAUCCUCUGGAAUGGCACUGCAAGCAAAUGGAUCAUUUUGUGGGACUCAAUUUCAACUCUAAUUUUAACUUCGCACUGGUUGGACACCUCUUAAAAGGGUACAGACAUCCUUCACCUGCCAUUGUUGCAAGAACUGUCAGAAUUUUGCAUACGCUACUAACUCUAGUUAACAAACAUAGAAAUUGUGACAAAUUUGAGGUGAAUACACAGAGCGUGGCUUACUUAGCAGCUUUACUCACAGUGUCUGAGGAGGUUCGAAGUCGCUGUAGCCUAAAACAUAGAAAGUCUCUUCUUCUUACUGAUAUUUCAAUGGAAAAUGUUCCUAUGGAUACAUAUCCCAUUCAUCACAGUGACCCUAGCUAUAGGACACUGAAGGAGAAUCAACCAUGGUCCUCUCCCAAAGGUUCUGAAGGGUACCUUGCAGCCACGUAUCCAACAGUGGGCCAGACCAGUCCCCGGGCCAGGAAAUCCAUGAGCUUGGACAUGGGGCAGCCUUCUCAGGCCAACACGAAGAAGUUACUUGGAACAAGGAAAAGUUUUGAUCACUUGAUAUCAGACACAAAGGCUCCUAAAAGGCAAGAAAUGGAAUCAGGAAUCACAACACCGCCCAAAAUGAGGAGAGUAGCAGAAACUGAUUAUGAAAUGGAAACUCCAAGGAUUUCCUCAUCACAACAGCACCCACAUUUACGUAAAGUUUCAGUGUCAGAAUCAAAUGUUCUCUUGGAUGAGGAAGUACUUACUGAUCCAAAGAUCCAAGCACUUCUUCUUACUGUCCUGGCUACACUGGUAAAAUAUACCACGGAUGAGUUUGAUCAACGAAUUCUUUAUGAGUACUUAGCAGAAGCCAGUGUUGUUUUCCCCAAAGUUUUUCCUGUUGUGCACAAUUUGUUGGACUCUAAGAUCAACACUCUGUUGUCAUUGUGCCAAGAUCCAAAUUUAUUAAAUCCAAUUCAUGGAAUUGUGCAGAGUGUGGUGUACCAUGAAGAAUCCCCACCACAAUACCAAACUUCUUACCUGCAAAGUUUUGGUUUUAAUGGCUUGUGGCGGUUUGCAGGACCCUUUUCAAAACAAACACAAAUCCCAGACUAUGCUGAGCUUAUUGUUAAGUUUCUUGAUGCCUUGAUUGACACGUAUUUGCCUGGAAUUGAUGAAGAAACCAGUGAGGAGUCCCUCCUGACACCCACAUCUCCUUAUCCUCCUGCAGUGCAGAGCCAGCUUAGUAUCACUGCUAACCUUAACCUUUCUAAUUCCAUGACCUCACUUGCAACUUCCCAGCAUUCCCCAGGAAUCGACAAGGAGAACGUUGAACUCUCCCCAACCGCCGGGCACUGUAACAGUGGACGAACUCGCCAUGGAUCCGCAAGCCAAGUGCAGAAGCAGAGAAGCACUGGCAGUUUCAAACGUAAUAGCAUUAAGAAGAUCGUGUGAAGCUUUCUUUGUUUCCUUUUUCAAACAGACCUGACGUACGUACGUACGUACGCGGGCUCUGCACUGGGGACCCCUCACCACCGGCUGGGAUGCUGCACUUCCUGGUUCUAAAGAGCCCACCCGGCUGCCGUGAUGCCAGAUGAUCAACUCUAGGAAGCAUUGCCUCAGUUAAUGCUGCUUUUCCUGUAACUGUUUCUCCCUCCUACGCUCGGUGUGUCUGGUUUAGGCAAGUGUGCAGAACAGCUUCAGAGAGUGUGGGAGGGCAGGACGCUUGAACUGAGAGCAUGGCAGUGGUGAGAGAGACUGGAUUCUUUCCUCCUGCCGGCUGGGAAGGCCAUGGGCACAGAGCCCGCCUCUGGUUUCCUCUUCCUCAGACAAAGGGAAGUGUCGGUCUGUGUACACACUUUCCAAGAUAGACGUUUAUGGGAGAAAUAAUAUUAUAACCCCAGUAUAUUUAAUCCGACUUUUAGCUGUGGACUUUUUUUACCUUACAAAACCGAAGGAGCCAUAAAGGUCAGGCCUCAGUGGCUUCAUACCAUUAGCCACAGGCGAGGUACUUCGGGGGGUGGCGGGAUUUACUAUUUUGUAGUGGGUUCUUAAGAAAUACUAACACUUGAGUAUUAGCAAUAAUUACAGGAAAAUAAGUGUAACCACAUAUUAGCUUAACAUUACCGAAUUACAGCGAUGGGUUCUGAGGCCUUAUCCAAACUCAGUCAUCCAAACUAGUUUAUUUUUUUCCAGCUGAUUAUGUUUUAAUCUUUACUAUGCUAAAAAGUUGUUUUUUUUUUGUUUUUAUAAACCAAAACUAUACUAAGUAUAGUAAUUACACAUUUUCCGCUCCUCCUCCUCUUUCCUAAAUAAUUCUGAGCAGGGUAAUCCGUGAACAAAGGGUUGAAAAUUGUUCCGAGAAGGUAACUUGUAUAGAUGUUUGCAUUAGCUCCAGAGCAACAUGAAAUGGUACGUGACUUUUUGAGUAGCUAUUGCUUUUACUUUGCUUAAUAAUUUCCCAGAAAGAGGGAGUAUGGUGUAUAGUAACAAAAAUGUCUUUGACAAAACAUAGUUUGUCUUAUAUUUUUCCCCUUUCCCUCCAAAAGAAUCAGGAAUUUCUUUAGCCAAACAUUUGGGUUGUAUAUGAUAGAAUUGCAUUUAAUCACUGUGAAAAGACUAAUCAGCCUGCAUUAGUGUGACUGUAAGGGACCUUAAGAGGUGCUGCUCUACUGAAUGGGACGGAUUAUCAUGGCGUGGCGGUUUCCAUAGUAACGCAGACCCAGUGUCUUUGGGGUACCUGCAGUGUGCAAAACAAUUCGACUUCAGUGAGCAUGUAGUAUCUAAACGCUCCAAUUCAGGACUAACCCAUAUUUAUUACAAAAAGAUAUUCUCCCCGAGUCCCAGGUUCCCUUCAGACAUUAGGAUGUAGUGCUGUUUCCUAGUGGAUUUCAGUAAAUUCAAUUCCACAGCUCAAUCAAUGAAUAAUGGUACAUGUAAGUGUUCUGGUUUUAAUAAUAUAACACAUUUCACAUUUAUCCACACAGUAACAAUGUAAUAUGUUCAUGUAAAUAAAAUUGCUUUUGAUAUUCAGAAAUAACAAGAAUUUAAUCUUUUUAAUUUGUUUACAGUCCUGGGAAAAGUAAGAACCAUUUGCCAAAAUAAAAGGAAAAAAAACCUUAGUAUUAAUAGGUAUUUUGACAUAAAAUUAUUGGAAAAUAUUGAAGACAGGUGCAAUUAACUAAACUUUUGUUUUUAACUAUCGUAGAGGCUGCAUUAGAAUAGAUUGUUUAUAAUAACAGAGCAACUAAGACUAUAAAGAAUCUAAGACUAGCACUGGGUGUAGAACAGUCACUGACAGCCCAGUGCCCAGGAUGCCAAGCUGCUGUCCGGUCUUGGCUCUCGCACAACCCAGGGCUUCGCGGCAGGUUUCACCCCUCCUUGGCUCCUGGAAUAAAGACCAACAUGAGCCUUCAAUCAUUUUGGUUUCCUGUUUUUCUUCUUUGUCGGUUAGUUUGGUGCACAUGACAGUGGGUAUUGUUGUGCUGUUUUCCUUCUCGCAUCAAAAUAGAUAAACUUCCAAAGGUUUCCUGUUAAAAAAAUAUUUAUCUUUCCAUAAACACGUUUUCCAAGGUAUGGUAUUUCUUAAAGGUAUGCACUGCCCUCUAGUGUAAUGAAUGGAAUGAAUUCACUUGAAGUACCUCCUGAAAUGAUCAGCGUUGCACAAAUCAAAUUGAACCUUCUUUGAAAUACAAGCAUACUUUUGACCAGUACUUCCUGAGAAUUUGAAAACUUACCAAGGUUUAAAAUUUUCAUUGUUUAAAGAACUUCUGGCUUUUGAGGAAAACCCAGCUUUCCAAAUAACUAAAAUGCCCAGGACGUAAGCCUCUCAUGUAUGCUCCCCUGAGGGAUGAAGUACUUUUCCAGGCCUCAUACCUGUAAUCUGCUCGGGGAAUUCUGAUAUUCAGAGCAAGUUGCCCAUUUUGCAAAAUCUGAUGCAAGUUCCAUAAAGGACAUUGUAGGUCAUGUGAUUUUGAUUUGUGGAUUUUCCCCUGACUUUUUCAAGAGGAAAACAUUAACUCAUCCCUAUCUAUUGUGCGUAGUCUGCCUGUUUACCACUGCCCCAGCCCCAGGGUGUGCCCUUGUUUGCCAACAUGGAGACACGGCUCCCUAGCUUCGGGGAAAGUGGCGAGUGCUGUGUGCUUGUCACUCCGCACCUGGUCCCUCCUGGGUGCGGCGCCUGCAGGUCCUGAGCCAGGCGCCCAGGUCAGAACGGAGGUUCUGGGGGCCGAAUGGAAGCAGGCAACCCUCCCUGCUUGGUGGGCUUUCGGGUUUUUCAGUUUUGUUUUAGGUUUUCUUUUUUUUUUUUUUUCAUUUCCCCUUCAUCCCCUGGCAUAAUGAGGCAUGUCUUAGUCAAUGUUAUGCAAUGGACUUUUAAGAAAACUCACUUAGUGUCAGCCACACAAUUUUUUUUAAUGCAGUAUAUUCACCUGUAAAUAGUUUGUGUAAAAUUUGACAGAAAAGUAUAUUUACUACACUGUAAAUACAUGUGAUGAUAUAUUGUAUUAUUUUGCUUUUUUGUAAAGCAGUUAGUUGCUGUACAUGGAUAACAAACAAAAAUUUGAUUAUUCUCGUGUUAGUAUUGUUAACUUUUUCCUGCGACUGCGUUGCAUCGGUUAAAGAAAAUGCUGUGUAUUAUAAACUUACAUUGUAUAUGAUAACUCCCUCUCCUUUCCAUCGGACCUCCACCUCGGCCGUUCCCUGGUCUGCACCCCUGUAACAUUGUAAGCAGCUGUUCGCCAGCAGGAGAAAUACUGCCCAACAGACAAAACCGGUCAUUGUAGGGGACAUCGUAGAAUCCUAUUCAGACCAUUGUUCCCCACCCCAUUUUCCUCCCUGUGUAUGUACAACCCCCCCCCCCCUUUUUUAAGUAAAAU
This is a messenger RNA of Eptesicus fuscus (big brown bat), 12022 nucleotides long. It is a transcript of the gene NF1, whose product is annotated as neurofibromin 1. Gene Ontology annotation, biological process: regulation of GTPase activity. The coding region runs from base 75 to 8600 and encodes 2841 amino acids. The transcript is spliced from 58 exons. Lineage: Eukaryota; Metazoa; Chordata; Mammalia; Chiroptera; Vespertilionidae. The record is from RefSeq and is a predicted model, not a curated record.